This is a messenger RNA of Salmo salar (Atlantic salmon), 6927 nucleotides long. Its product is annotated as volume-regulated anion channel subunit LRRC8C. NCBI's taxonomy places the organism in Eukaryota, Metazoa, Chordata, Actinopteri, Salmoniformes, Salmonidae. The record is from RefSeq and is a predicted model, not a curated record. Gene Ontology annotation, molecular function: protein binding. Gene Ontology annotation, cellular component: cytoplasm.
AUCCUUCGUCUGCAUUUAUGGACUACCCGCUUCAAUUCAAACUACAGUUUGUCCGAAGACUGAGAUGGCCAAGUAUUUUGACCCCAAGACAUAUUUUUGUUCAGAACUUUGUUAUCCUGAUCAGAACACGAGAACAGAACGGAAACAGUGGUUAUGUUCGGAACGAAAUUCAUGAAAAAAUAUUUUGGUUCCAGCCAUUCGUUUCAAUAUUCUCACGAGCCCAAAACGUAAAUCGGCUAGUCCCCGCCCUGACCGCGUCAGUCAGUCAGUAGGCUACAGUCUUUGUGCAUCACAAACAGGAACAUUGAACUAGCUUGCAGUCAGAAAUAACGGAAAGCUGAGGACCACACCAGAUCCACAAGGACAUGAUUGCCGCUGCUGCCCUAAAAAACACCCAUCGACAAACCGCUAUUGAAUCUAGGCUGUCAGACGGAUAUCACUAGGCGGGAGCCAUGAUUCCUGUGACAGAGUUCCGGCAGUUCUCAGAGCAGGAGCCAGCAUUCCGGGUUCUGAAGCCCUGGUGGGAUGUGUUCACAGACUACCUCUCUGUGGUCAUGCUAAUGAUCGGAGUGUUCGGAUGCACCCUACAGGUGGUGCAGGACAAAAUCAUCUGCCUUCCACAGAGAAUAUCAAUGGUGAACCAAACAAUACCCUUACCAAAUAAAACCGAGCUGGUCUCACCUGUUGUGUCGCAGGAUGUGCAUGAGAUGAUGGGCCUGAAAACUAACCUGGACCUUCAACAGUAUAGCUUCAUAAACCAGAUGUGCUAUGAGAAAGCCCUGCACUGGUACGCCAAGUACUUCCCUUACCUAGUCCUCAUACACACCCUCAUCUUCAUGGUGUGUAGCAAUUUCUGGUUCAAGUUCCCAGGUUCCAGCUCUAAGAUAGAGCAUUUCAUCUCCAUCUUGGGAAAGUGCUUCGACUCCCCCUGGACUACCAGAGCUCUGUCCGAGGUGUCUGGAGAGAACCCAGAGGAGAAGGUAUUGUUGGACAACAAGAACAACAGUGCCAGCAAAGCGAUCCUCAACGUGUCUGUAGAGGGGAACCUGGACAGCCUGGAGAAGACCCAGUCCCUCAAAUCCAUCCCAGAGAAGAUCAUAGUAGACAAGCCCACAGCCAGCGCCCUGGAUAAGAAGGAAGGAGAACAGGCCAAAGCUCUAUUUGAGAAGGUGAAGAAGUUCCGCCUGCACGUCGAAGAGGGGGACAUCCUCUAUGUUAUGUAUGUUCGCCAGACUGUUCUCAAAGUGUUCAAGUUCCUCCUCAUCAUCGCGUAUAACAGUGCUUUAGUCUCUGAGGUGCAGAUCACAGUGAAGUGCAGUGUGGACAUACAGGACAUGACGGGAUAUAAGCAUUUCUCCUGUAAUCACACAAUGGCCCACCUGUUCUCAAAGUUGUCAUACUGUUACCUGUGCUUCGUGGCUGUGUACGGAUUCACCUGCCUCUACACUUCCUAUUGGCUCUUCUACCGCUCACUGAAGGAGUACUCCUUUGAAUAUGUGCGGCAAGAAACGGGAAUCGAUGACAUCCCAGACGUAAAGAAUGACUUUGCCUUCAUGCUGCACAUGAUCGACCAGUACGACCCACUGUACUCUAAAAGGUUCGCAGUGUUCCUGUCUGAGGUCAGUGAGAACAAACUGAAACAACUGAACCUGAACCACGAGUGGACACCAGAGAAGCUGCGUCAGAGACUGCUGACCAACCACAACAACAGACUGGAGCUGCAGCUCUUCAUGCUGUCUGGGCUCCCAGACACCAUCUUUGAGGUGACAGAGCUCCAAUCCCUGAAGUUAGAGAUCAUCAACAACGUAUCCAUCCCAGCCUCCAUCGCCCAGCUGGAAAACCUCCAGGAGCUGUCUCUGUAUCAGUGUUGCUUAAAGAUCCACACCACAGCCACUUCCUUCCUCAAGGAGAACCUUAAGGUGCUCAGGGUAAAGUUUGAUGACAGCAGGGAGCUGCCUCAUUGGCUGUACCACCUACGGAAUCUAGAGGAGCUCUACCUCAUUGGCUCACUGAGUCCUGAUGCUUCUAAGAAUGUGGUUCUGGAGUCUCUAAGGGAGCUGAAGAAUCUGAAGACCCUGUCGCUGAAAAGUAACUUUACAAAGAUCCCCCAGUCCAUCGUGGAUGUGUCCAGCCACCUGCAGAGGCUGUAUGUUUACAACGAUGGCACAAAGCUGGUGAUGCUCAACAACCUGAAGAAGAUGGUGAACCUGACUGAACUGGAGCUGGUGCACUGUGACCUGGAACGCAUCCCACAUGCUGUCUUUAGCCUCACGAACCUACAGGAGUUGGACUUGAAGGAAAACAACCUGCGCUCCAUUGAGGAGAUAGUCAGCUGCCAGCACCUCCACAAGCUGACGUGCCUGAAACUCUGGCACAACAGUAUCUGCUACAUCCCUGAGCACAUCAAGAAGCUUGGCAGCCUGGAGCGCCUCUACUUCAGCCACAACAAGAUAGAGAUCUUGCCCUCGCACCUGUUCUUAUGCAACAAGCUUCGUUACCUGGAUCUGUCCAACAACGACAUCCGGUUCAUUCCGCCAGAGAUCGGCGUCCUACAGAGUCUUCAGUACUUCUCUGUUACGUGCAACAAAAUUGAUAACCUCCCAGACGAGCUCUUCUUUUGCAAGAAGCUCAAAACCCUCAAGCUGGGCAAGAAUACGCUGUCAUUGCUCUCACCAAAGAUCUCAUACCUGGUUCUAUUGACACACCUGGAGCUGAAGGGCAACCAUUUUGAGCUCCUGCCUCCAGAGCUGCGGUUCUGUCGGGCGUUGAAGCGUGGCGGCCUAGUAGUGGAGGACGUCCUGUUUGAAACCUUGCCUUCAGAUAUCAGAGACAAAAUGAAGGCUGAGUGAAAUGCCUUACAGAAUCUGUGCAAAAGGCCCUGCGAUACAUUAGCAUCCUGUCCAGGGGGUGUACUUGUACAUCAAGCUGCCUCACACUACAUAAACAGGAGAUUGGCUCCUGCCCUAUGGGCCAUUCUGGCUCGGACAAAGCAAGUUACUUAUAUGUGCAAAAAGAAAAUGCCAAUCUUGUCUUAAUCUGACAAUCAUAGUCUACCAAAAUGGUAGAUUUUACUGUAUACUUAGUUUAUCAUGAUCAAACUCUAAGCAGUAUACUGUUCUGGGGUGGAAGUUGUGAUAUUCAUGCACAGCAAAUUCUCCAGUGUUAAAUCAACACUUACAGUGACAGUUUUUUCUACAAGGGUCCACAUGAUUAACACUUUUAGUGUUAUGCAAUAACACUUCAUAUAGUAUUUUUAACACUAGGAAGUGUAUAUAGUUUACACUAAUGGUGUUUUGCAAUAACACCUUAUAUAGUAUUUUUAACCAUUACGCAAAGAGGUCUGUAUCUGUUGACAAGGUCGCUGGUGUUGGAUUAAGGAGAUUACAAUAAUAAUGUCUUUAAUGCUACAUGUUCUUAUGUAAGCAUUUACAAAGACUUCAGGACUGGCAGCAGACAUAUUCGAACUUGAAUAAGUAUAACCAUAGACCACUUAAACUGAUACAACACUUCCAUUAAUGGGUGCCAAAAACAACUAAUUUAGAGCCAUGCCUCAACUAAGCCACACCUCCAAUAUAAUUUCCCAGUGCCUUGCCUUAUCAAGUUAAUUGUAGAUUUACCACCCAUGACAGUAUUUGUUAGUGACAGAGACAUGGUUGUUGAAUUUAUUCAUUUCACUCCUGUGGACUUCCCACUAGAGGUGAAUGUUAUCAUUAAAAUGUAAUGCUUUAGGACAAUACAUUAAAUAUACAAGGCCUUACUUUGAUGGCCAAGUUUUACCCUAACACAGUGGUGUUAGGACAAUCCUGGUUUACAGGCCACAUCUGCAAGUCACAUUAUGCAGGCUUGCAAAGUGAUGUAAUUCCUAUAGAAAACCAGACAGAGUUUUAAUUAUUCAGAAUGACUGUAAGGGUUAGGAACAUUGUGAGGAGACUACCUAAGUCAGGGAUGGGCAACUCCAGUCUUCAGGGUCCAGAAGGGUGUCACACUUUUUCCCCAUCCCUAGCAAACACAGCUGAUUAAACUAAUUACGUUCUAAAUUAGCUAGGGCAAAACGGUGACACCAAUCAGGCCCCUUGGGGCCCGAGUUUCCCACCUCUUAUCUAAACCAUUUAAACUGGAACAGCCAUUUAAGAAAUAGUUGCAUUUAUUGCAUCCAUCUGAUUGGAUUAGUUGAGAAAAAUGUAUGUUAUUUAAAAAUGGUAUUUGUGUACCAUAAUAUUAAUCAAUCAAUGUACAUGCAAAAACACAGAUAUUAAAAACAAUCCUAAAAAUGACUAACUCCAGUAGAGCAUGCUGGGAAAUGUGAUAAUGAUGGGCAUGGUUUUAUUGGGAAUGUUUUACUCUCCACAGAGUAAAACGGACACAAUCCCAUUCUCACACUUAACAUUGGAUAUUAACACCAACACUGGGGUUAUUUUACACUACUGAGUGUUCAUUUCAGAUUUAAUUUAACUUCUGAAUCAACACUAGAAAUGUUACACUGAAAAAUCAACGCUUGGUAACACUGGCCAAUUUGCUGUGUGGGUGUAUGUUUUGAGUAAUAUGUCUAAGUGUUACUUCAUGUCAGAAGGGAAAAUGGCUUUGUGAUGUAAUUAAAUGGUUCUUAACAAUAUAAUUAGUCACAGGAAAGGUAUAUUUUGUAAUGGUGCGUUGUUCAUCCGCACCUGCCCGCAAUUGCUAAUAACCCAUCUGCAACCGCCCGUCUAUAUGUGAUAAAGUGAAAAUCUAACUUGCUAAUAUAAAACCAUUUGCUGUAGGAUAGUGUGAGAUGCCGGAACGAUUUGACAGGGGGUGCAGGAUUCUUUUUUGCCUGAUUUCGAUAUGUUUCUGCUUAUAAUUUCCAACAUUUUGGUAGGCUAUUUGUUAUUCAACUUGUCAUUAGGCCUAUAUGUUGCCCUAGAAGACUAAAUAAACCUUUGCUCACCAGAAUAAUGUCAUACAUUGAUAGAAAUAAUGCUUCAAUCUAGUUGACAUAGGUAAAAAAGAUUAUCUGUGCAAAAUUUCCAAAUUACAUCAGUUUAACCGGUUCUAAGGAAAUAGAAAAGUGUGAAAACGACCCAACAUGUUUGAUAAGAUUUCAGUUCAGCUUGGAUGCAUAUUUUAUAUGGUUGAAAUAGCUUACUGUCAGCUUUUAUGAUGCUGAUAAAGAGAUCACCUCCACAGACACUAUCUAACUGCGCAUUCACAUUCUCUCAAGAUGCUGAAAGAAAGAAAUCUAAUUUCUCCACUCUUGUUCCCAAGUCCAAAUUUUGCUUACAUUUGAUGUAUCAUUUUACUUAAAUAAAUGCUUAAUUCUGCAGGAGUUAAUAUUAAGUCUAUGUGAGAGGUUAUAGACUUACAGUCAGUGUCCAGAUUUCAGUUUCCAUUUAACUCAUCUGAACAGUAGGAUACAGUUCCCUUGACGUGCAACAGGCCUAUUUGAAGUCCGUCUUGUGACUGUGGAAUUUGUAUAGUGCCUCACAAUCAUCACACACAACAUUGCCAGCACUGCUUUCAUCCUCUUUUACCACGUCACCAAUUCUUUCCCAAACAUUACUUUUCUUGGCUCUCUCUUCUCUUUAUUUUCAACUCUCCAUUUCACAGCUUUUCUCUUAUUGAAUUAAAGCCCGACAUUGUCCUUUUCGCCUCCAUGGAUAGACGUUCACUUUUUUUUGCCCAUUCCCAAGUGCAUUUGGGGUUUGGCGUGUAGGCUAUUUGGCGCGACUACAGUUAGGCCCUAAAGAUUAAGCUUAUGCACCAAUGCCAGAUAGCCUAAAAUAAUGAAAGGAAAAACGUCAAUGUAGCCUAUAGAUAUACAUUUCACAAGAAUGAUAGGUUACAUUUACAGAUUUUUUAAGGUAUUGUUUUCUUUUUAAUCAAGCCGCUCGCUACCCACCCACCCUUCAUCCGCACAAUAUUUAAAGACCCUAAACCCACCCGCCCCGCGGAUAUAGCCGUGGGGACUGCGGGUUAUGAGUCAACCCGCGCAUCACUAAUACUUAGCCUGGCUACCAGUCUAUUUGUGCUAAGAUUUGACUCCUUGUACUCUGUGUCAUAUGCCAAACAUAAUGUUUGUGGAAUGAUAGUACAAACAGAUCUGGGACCAGGCUAAGGUAUACUGUCUAUCAGAGGAAAUCAACAACAGGAUUGCUUGUUCUUGUAUUGUUGAUAUUGUUAUUUAUUACACUUGUUAUACCAUAUUAUGCAGUGUCUAGCACAAGCUUCAAUGAACAUACACUGGAUAGAAUGUAGGCCUAUAAUCAGAAAGAUUGAAUAUAUACAAGAAUCAAAAUAUUGAAUGUAUUAUCCUGAAGGGCCUCAUAUGGACUUAAUUUACUGUCCAAAAAUAUUCUAAAAUAGAUAUACUAAAAUGUUUUUUGAAAUAACUUUUCUACUCAGUCUCUAUAUUAUGUAGUACUCGGAUAAUGAAAGUGCUUUAUAUAACGGUGUAGUUGGCUACAAGUGAAAUGUGGACUCAGCUAUAACUGUUUGUCAAUAGCAGGUGGCAAGACCAUAUUUAUCAGGAGGGAUAGCUAGUUUUAGUUAGUCACAGCUUACACAAGCUAAAAAAGACCAGCCAUGUUGUAAUUAAUAUAUUUUUAUUACAAUCCACAAACCCCUUGCACACGCCUUAUAGAUAGAGAGGACAAUAAAGUCCACGCCUUAGACAUUACAGUGUAUCAUAAUCUGAGCUGUAGAUCACUGCAAAGGUGCCAUGGUUAGCUGCUAUCUUAAUUUCUAAAAACAGUAUCCCUACCAUAUUUAGGGCGUUAGAUUCCAAUGUUAAAUAUUCCAACCAAAUUAAUACAGAUGGUAAUGAGAGAAAGAUAAUAAAAAGGCAUAUCUUUUGUACAUAUUUUUUUAUCAGAUCAUCUUUGCUGUGUUUGGUUCUUCAUGUUGAUGAAUAAAAACAGCCAGAUGGCAGCUGCUUCAAAUGUGGCACAAAUA